Messenger RNA from Paramecium sonneborni, 974 nucleotides. The record is from the annotation of a GenBank genome assembly. Lineage: Eukaryota; Ciliophora; Oligohymenophorea; Peniculida; Parameciidae.
AUGUAAUUGCCAAUUCGUAUCAUUGAUGGUCUUUACCUUGGAGAUUAGGGUGCAGCCCAUGUAAAUGUGAUCUAAAACAUCAGGAUUUAGAAUUCUUGGUGACUAACAAAAUUACUAAGAUAAUUAAUUGUGCUGCCAAACACAUUCCUAAUCAUUGGGAAUCCAUCGGCAUUUAAUAUUUAUCUUAUUAAUGGUUAGAAAGUGAAACACAAUUUCAAUUUGAUUAUACCAGAUGUUUUACAUUCAUAAACGAUGCACUUGAAGCACAAGAAGCUGUCUUAGUUCAUUCUAUUAGAGCUAUUAAUCGAUCUGUUUUUGUCGUUGUUUUAUUUUUAAUGCGCAAGUAUUUUAUCUAAAUCUUACUCCUAGAUUUAAAUGGACAUUAUCAAAAACAUUAUAAUACAUACAUAAUCUUAAGAAUUAAUUCGAUAUUAAACCAAAUGUUUAUCAAUAAUUACUUAAUUAUGAAAAGUGGUUUCAUCUCACUAAAUUAAGUAAUAAUUGGGAUGUAGCUAAUAAUGAUGAUGAAACAUUAGCAAGAAAUACAUAUCUUAAUAGUUAGCGAACAUAUUCAAACGAGCCUAAGAGGAAAAAAGAAAUUUGUCUUAAAAAAGUUUAAUGGAAAAAAAACUUAGUUUCUCAAUUCAUUCCACCAUAUUACUAGAUGUAGAAAUUUGUAAAAUAUUAAAAUUAGAGAAUUUAAAAAAUUCAGUACACCAUAACCUAAAAUAUAACAUUCAUAAAUUCCUAUAAAACUAAGAGUUUAGCUCUCUGAUAAUAAUUGGAUGAAUAAAAAAUACACUUUAAAUUAAAUUGUUGAUGAACAAUUAUAAAAAAAGUUGAAUCUAUUUAGUAUCAAAUCAGAUCGUCAACCAAUCAAAAACAUAGGAAGACCAGGUACAGCACCUUCAAAAAGAUUGCUCAAAGGGAAAGUUGUAACAUCAUCUCAUAGACUAUUAGUUAAGUAAUCAUGA